CGGACCGCGGGCCUUGUACAAUCGUCAAUCGGAUGCGGCAAGCGCAGCCGCGUGGACCGAAACUAGCUCCGCGUCUACUGUUAUCAGUCUGGACGUCCAGCAAAUCAGGAGACGUUGGCGAUAAGUUUGGCGCGUGUGUGCGGCGCCCAAGAAGCUGUGCGGGAGUCAGUCUGCACGAGGAUGGGCCGCUCGAGCAUCGAGGACGGCGAGCCGCGGCUGCACGCCGCGCCGGGCCGCCAGCUGCGCCUGCCCGGAUGGCUCACGCGGCGAGUCCCGCUGCUGGGCUGGCUGCCGACCUACACGUCCGGGGCCGCGGUGGCGGACCUCAUCGCUGGCCUCACCCUGGGCCUCACCAUGAUGCCGCAGAGCAUCGCGUACGCACAGCUUGCGGGCGUCAGCCCAGAGUUCGGACUGUACUCGGCCUUUGCGGGGGGCUUCGUCUACAUGUUCCUGGGCACCAUCAAGCAGGUGGUGAUCGGCCCGGCCUCCAUCAUGUCCAUCAUCACGCUGCAGUUCACCAGGGACAAGCCCAUCCCGUUCGUCCACCUUCUUGCGUUUUUCACCGGAAUAGGACAGCUGGCCAUGGCUGUCCUGCGCCUAGGCUUCCUGGUGGACUUCAUCUCGGCGCCGGUGGUGUCGGCCUUCACCUCAGCCACCGCCAUCAUCAUCAUGGUGGCACAGCUGCGGCCGCUGCUCGGCCUGUCCUUCCGGGCGCACGGCUGCGUCGAGACGCUGGUGCUGGUCGCGCGCCACGCCAGCGAGGUGCGCGUCGGCGACCUCGUCAUGGGCCUCACCUCCAUGGCCUUCCUCUGGUCAUUCAAGGCCUUGGCGUUUGUACCCGCGGACCCCAAGAGGCCGCUCGGGAAGGGACUUUGGUUCCUGUCCAUCUGCAAGAACGGCCUGUGCCUCACAUUUGCGACUGUGGCCGCAGGCCUGCUGCACCACAGGCUAGACGGCGGUGUGCCAUUCGCCGUCGUGGGUAACAUGCCGCCGGGGCUGCCCGCCAUCACGUUGCCGCCCUUCCAGGGCUUGGAGGUCGGGAACCAGACGGUCAGCUUCCUCGACAUGACGAGCGAGCUGGGCGUGGGACUCGUCGUCACCCCAGUGGUGGCGGUGCUCAUCAACAUCGCCAUCGGCAAGGCUUACGCGGGGGCGGCGAUGGGCGGCGGCGGCCUGGACGCCUCGCAGGAGCUGCUGGCGCUGUCCGCCUGCAACGUGCUGUGCGCGCUGGUGCAGGGCAUGCCCGUGUCCGGCGCGCUGACGCGCUCGGCGGUGGCCGAGGCCUCCGGGGUGCGCACGCCGCUGGCGGGCCUGUACUGCAGCGCGCUCAUCGUGGCCGCGCUCGCCUGGCUCACGCCCUCGUUCUACUUCAUCCCGCGGCCCACGCUCGCCGCCGUGCUCAUCGUGGCCGUGGGCAGCCUCAUCGACGUCCGCAUAGUGCCGCGGCUCUGGCGAGUCAACAAGCGCGACUUCGUGGUGCUGGUCGUCACCUUCUUCACGUGCCUGUGGCUGGGCGUGGAGGUGGGGCUGGUGGUGGGCAUGGCGAUGGACGCCACCCGGCUCCUGCAGCCCUGGGCGCGACCCUCGCUGUCCGAGGUGGUAAAAAAGAGUCCCGACGGCCCCGAGUACGUGCUGGUGCGCCCGUCCCUCGGCAUGCUGUACCCCGGGGUGGACACGCUGCAUGACCAGGCGACGCGCGCCGCCGACAACCUGGGCCGAGGGGAGCUCGCCGUCGUGGUGGACUGCAGCACCGUCGUCAGCGUGGACUACUCUGCGGCCGUGGCACUGGCGUCCUUCGCAAACGAACUUGGCGAGCGAGGACAGCGCCUGAUCCUACUGGACGCGAAUCCCAGCGCCCGCAGCACCCUCUUGGGCGCGGGGCUGGACCAGGACGCGUUCUGCGAGGAAGUCGGUCUGCAGGAGGUGCUCCGAGGCAACGAUGCGGAUGGCGAUAUUCUAAUACCCGCACCGACUCGACUACUGCCCGGGACCGAAGACGGUAUGAAACCGUCGAAUGAAGAAAUGGACGUUGCGAAUAAAACCUGAACAUCAGUAUUUUUGCAGUUUGGCAAUGAAUCAGAACCGACAGCUGACUUUGCGAGAAGCCGGCUGUUAGACAAUUCCUCUCUUAAGUAUUGUUGUUACAAACGUAAGAAGGCAUAUAUACCGAUCAACCAAGUGUGCAACUGUUUAGCACUUCUAAGUUUUUAACUGCAAGUUGGAUACUUGCAAGUGUUCAACUGCGUAGUAGUACACUUGCAAGUGUUCAACUUGGUAGUUCAGCGCUUCUAAGCAGACUGUGCAUACUUUCACCAUCGCGUUAAGCACUUGCAAUUAUGCAACUUGUAGUUGCCCACCUACUAGUGUUCAGCUGUUGCACACUUGGUUCAUCAGUGUGCGUUAUUUUAAGGAUAUAAUUGCGUCGACUCAACUUCUAUCCUUUAGAGACGUUUUUAAUAAAGCCACAAAAUCUAAA
Frankliniella occidentalis (western flower thrips) is the source of this 2476-nucleotide messenger RNA. RefSeq names its product sodium-independent sulfate anion transporter-like. Gene Ontology annotation, biological process: transmembrane transport. Lineage: Eukaryota; Metazoa; Arthropoda; Insecta; Thysanoptera; Thripidae. Gene Ontology annotation, molecular function: sulfate transmembrane transporter activity. Gene Ontology annotation, cellular component: membrane. The record is from RefSeq and is a predicted model, not a curated record. Bases 181 to 2046 code for a protein of 621 amino acids. The transcript has 12 exons.